Messenger RNA from Mycosarcoma maydis (corn smut), 648 nucleotides. RefSeq lists its product as uncharacterized. The transcript has 2 exons. NCBI's taxonomy places the organism in Eukaryota, Fungi, Basidiomycota, Ustilaginomycetes, Ustilaginales. The record is from RefSeq and is a predicted model, not a curated record. Bases 1 to 648 code for a protein of 215 amino acids.
AUGGCAGUCGUACGACCCAAAGUUGACUCGGACGGCAGCUGGCACUUUUUCGAUGGAGCGCUCAAGACGUACUUUGUCUCCGAGACCAAGGACUCGUUUACCUCUGGACAGAUCUUUCGAGCCAAAGACCCGCACUCGGGAGUAGGACGAAGCAGCACUGCUACGCCGCCUUAUCAUAUCCAUCUCUACCAAGCCGAGACGUUUGACGUAAAGCAAGGUACGCUCUGCUACCUUAUCGACGGCAAAGAGGGAAAACUCGAGGCUGGACAAAAGGUCAACAUCCCUCCUUACCGACCGCACACUUUCUGGUCGGAUCCAGAGAGCGGCAAAGACCUGCAUGUUCACAUUACCGUUCGUGGCGGUCCUAACCCUGGCUUCGAUGAAGACUUUGUACACAACUUUUACGGCUACCUCAGCUCACGCACCAUGGCAGGAAAGGCUCCGAACCCCUUCCAGAUGCUUCGACUUUUGGACGAUGCCGACGUGAUCCUCGUACCUCCUCUGCCCUUCUCUGGCCUUCUGCGUUCGUUGGGACUGCUAUGGCCGAUUGGAAGGGCGAUCAACAUUGUAUUUGGUCGCAUCAUUGGCGGCUGGAUUCUAGGCUGCCCAACACGAUUCAAGCAGUUUGACGACAAAGUGACAAAGUAA